Messenger RNA from Ochotona curzoniae (black-lipped pika), 363 nucleotides. Its product is annotated as 10 kDa heat shock protein, mitochondrial-like. The transcript has a single exon. Gene Ontology annotation, molecular function: ATP binding; metal ion binding; protein folding chaperone. NCBI's taxonomy places the organism in Eukaryota, Metazoa, Chordata, Mammalia, Lagomorpha, Ochotonidae. The record is from RefSeq and is a predicted model, not a curated record. Bases 1 to 363 code for a protein of 120 amino acids. Gene Ontology annotation, cellular component: mitochondrial matrix.
AUGCUUGCAGUAGUGUUUGUUGCCCGUUUCCAGUUCAACGCUGCCUCUUUCCUGCAGGCGGGACAAGCAUUUAGGAAGUUUCUGCCUCUCUUUGCCCAGGUACUGGUGGAAAGGAGUGCCACAGAAACUGUCACCAAAGGAGGCAUUAUGCUCCCGGAGAAGUCCCAAGGCAAAGUGUUGCAGGCGACAGUAGUGGCUGUGGGAUCGGGCUCUAAAGGAAAGGUUGGUGAGAUUUCGCCAGUUAGUGUGAAAGUUGGAGAUAAAGUUCUUCUUCCAGAAUAUGGAGGCACCAAAGUAGUUCUAGAUGAUAAGGAUUAUUUUCUAUUUAGAGAUGGUGACAUUCUUGGAAAAUAUGUAGAUUGA